Messenger RNA from Nestor notabilis (Kea), 1094 nucleotides. It is a transcript of the gene NME8, whose product is annotated as NME/NM23 family member 8. The transcript has 11 exons. Gene Ontology annotation, biological process: UTP biosynthetic process; GTP biosynthetic process; CTP biosynthetic process. Lineage: Eukaryota; Metazoa; Chordata; Aves; Psittaciformes; Psittacidae. The record is from RefSeq and is a predicted model, not a curated record. The annotation marks the transcript as partial. Gene Ontology annotation, molecular function: nucleoside diphosphate kinase activity.
AUGGCAGGCAAGAAGAAAGAAAUCCAGCUCCAGAUGACAAUAACCAAUGAAAGCCAGUGGGAUGAAAUGUUGCUGAUAAAAGGUGUAGUAGUAAUAGAUGUUUAUCAAGCCUGGUGCGGUCCUUGCAAAGCUGUGCUGAAUUUGUUCAGGAAACUGAAGAACGAGUUUAGUGAAGACGAUGUGUUGCAUUUUGCAGUGGCAGAGGCUGACAACAUUCUGGCUCUGCAGUCCUUUAGGAAUAAAUGUGAACCUGUGUUUCUUUUUUGUGUCAAUGGCAAAAUUAUUUCAAUGGUGAAAGGUGUAAAUGCUCCUCUUCUAAGUAAGAAAACAACAGAGCUGGUGCUAGAAGAGAGGGCAAUUGCAUCUGGACAGAAGGACCGCACCAUGGUAGAAGAAAUUGAUCUGCAAGAGAAACCACCAGAAGAGCCUGUUGAGGAGACCGUACCUCAGGAAGCAGUCAAAUAUUCUGUUGGCAUUAUAAAACCUGAUGAUGUCUCAGAGGGACGUGUGGAAGAAAUUAAAAGCCAGAUUACAAAAGCAGGAUUUAGCAUUGAAGCAGAAGAGGAGAAAAUGCUAACUGAAGAGCAAAUCAGAGCGUUCUACACCCAUAAAGCAAACCAGCCUGAUUUUGAAGAUUUUCUUCAAUUCAUGCUGAGUGGACCAUGCCACAUUUUGAUAGUCACUAAAAAAAAAGCAACUGGUGAUAUUCCUAACUGGAAAGACCUAGAUGAGUCGAGUAAGAGUGCUGAUGAGGCUGAGAAGACAGACAGGUAACUACCAGUGGAAACAACUGGGAAUAUAUUAAAUGUAUGUGAUAUAGAAGACAGCAUAGAAAGCGCCAGCAGACAACUUGCCUUCUUUUUCCCAAAUUUUGUUACUGACAAGACAGAGCAAAAAAUGGAAAAAACUUUGGCCUUGAUUAGACCAUGUCUCUUAAAGGAAAGACGAGAGUCAAUCCUGCAAAGAAUAAACGAUGAUGGCUUCAAAAUAGCAAUGCAGAAAGAAAUAACCCUAACUGAGGAACAAAUACGGGAAUUUUACAAAGAGCAUGUAGACCAAGACUACUUCCCAGUCCUUCUAGAGCAAAUGACCAG